Messenger RNA from Scheffersomyces coipomensis, 4081 nucleotides. RefSeq lists its product as uncharacterized. Gene Ontology annotation, cellular component: microtubule cytoskeleton. The transcript has a single exon. Gene Ontology annotation, biological process: microtubule cytoskeleton organization. NCBI's taxonomy places the organism in Eukaryota, Fungi, Ascomycota, Pichiomycetes, Serinales, Debaryomycetaceae. The record is from RefSeq and is a predicted model, not a curated record. The coding region runs from base 256 to 4038 and encodes 1260 amino acids.
CAAUAUAGAGUAUUCAGUUAAAAAGGCUGCCAUUAAUAAUAAAAUCAUUGUACAGAUCAAGUUAAACGUUAUUUGGAUGGAUAAUAUCAUAUAAUUUAGGAUCAAGUGAGGAAUUUCUAACCAUAUAUCUUGAAUUAUACUUUUGAAGAAAGCAACAAGAACCGCAAAUACAAAACCAAAUUAACACCAUCUAUCUGAUACAUAACAAAUUGAUUCAAACAUCAUCGGCAUCAUCAUCAGCAGUACAUAGUUAUUAUGGAACCGGCAUCACGAUAUAUACUGGGUAAUGAUAUUCAUUUUGAUUAUGAGAAAUCAUCUGAAUCAAACGCAACAAAUACACCUCCCAAUGAAGUUGUAAAUAACGGUAAUAAGAAGAAGAAGAAGAAGAAGAGUAAGAGUAAAUCUAAGUUAUCUACAGCUAAUGUACAGGCCACCAUUAAUGAUCCGAAUGAAGAAUACCCAAAAUCAAGAGUGAUUAAACAGGGUCCCAAUGGUGAUGUAAUAGUUGAAAGUUUAGACGAUGAAUAUUCAGAAACCUCAUCUACACAUGGUGCUAACAAUCAGCAUUAUCAUAAUCAUCAGCCUGCAUCAGCCAAUAUAUGGAACAGUUCAAGUAUUGAAGAACAGGAGAGUUUGAAAUUGUUUUGGGAAACAUUAGAUGAAGAUCAAAAGAAGAAGUUGGUUAAGAUUGAUAAAGAAUCUAUCCUAGCUACUUUUAAGAGUGAAGCAAGAUCAUUGGCAAAUCAAUCAACUCAUGGUAAUAAUACCCAAUCAUCUAACAAUCCUACUAAUUCAUUGUCAACCGGUUUAUCUAACUCCAAUAAUAAUAUAAAUAAUUGUCCUUGUAAAUAUUGUGGUAGACGAAAUAAUAUUAUUGAAGAUGAAUUGGAAACUAUCUAUGACACCCACUUCGAUGAUAUCAUAUCUUUCAUCCAUGAAAUCAAAGAUAUUAAUGAUUUGAAUGCAUUACCAGGUCUUUUGUUUGGUGGUUUCCAUAUGCUUGAAGAAGAGCAUAAGCUACAGAAACGACAACAUCGAAUGAAACAAACCCAAAACCACCAACUUCAACAAGAACAUCAACAUCAACAUAACACCAUACAAGAAUCUAAUGUUAAAGUACAACCUAAAGUUGAACCUCAACUUCAACAACAGCAAAUAAUUCAUGAAAAGGUUGAAGAAAUACCCCGUCCAAAGAUAGAACCUAUAGUUGACAAGCAAAAGCUUCAAACUCAAACUCCUGAGCAUAUAAGACACGAAAUUGAGAAAUUUAUUGAAGAUGCUAAGAAGAAUCAAGCUGAAUUAACUAGUGAACAACAAAUAUUUCAUAAGCUUCUAGAUCCAAAAUUAUUCGAAGCUUUAGAAAGUCUUGAUUUUGAUAAAAUGAAACAAGCUUCAAAUUCAAUAAUCGAGAAUAAUAGCAAUAACAACAAUGGUAACAAUCUAAAUCAAAUACAGUUGUUAGAAAAAGCAGGAUCGUUGAGAGAAAUUAUUCGAGACUUACAUAAGACUGAUCAAGCUCAGUUAGAAAAGGGUAUGGCAUUUUUGCAAAAUAUGGGAAAAUUAUUUUCUAAUACAGCAAUUACUGCUAUUUCAUCACCUAAUGGCUCACUCGAUUCUGGAACUCAAAAGUUAUUGGCUAAUAAGUUUAGCGAUCAAUUAACUGAAGGUUUAUCUAAUUUUGCGGAAGAUUUGUUGAAAAACGAUGGCCAUUCAUUUAUUGAUAUGAUGGAAUCACUUUCUGAAUCCAAAGCUAUCAGAGAAGAUUUAUUGAAAGAUGAUAUUAAACCUGCUCCAAAUAGUAUUCAUAGUCAUAGUCAUAGUCAUAGUCAUAGCCAUAGUCAUAGCCAUAAGGAUAACACCGCUUGGAACGACGUCGAUGACGAAGAUUAUGAUGAUGAGUUUGACCUUGAAGAUGAAGAUGACGAUGAAGAAGAAGAUGACGAAGAUGAUGAAGAAUACGACGAUGAAGAUGGUGACGAACUUGAUGAAAGUGCAAGUGAUACUGAAAGUGAAAUUUCAGAAGAAGAAAAAAUGCAAGAAGCUCGUCGUUUGUUCUUGAUUCAAGUCAUUAAGUUAUUUCAAGAGAGGUUAAAGACUGCUUACAAGGAAAAAUUAUCUGAAGAUCGUACCCAGAAAUUGAUCGAAGAAUUAGAGGAGGAAGAAAAUUUAAAGAAAGAACGUAUCCUUAAGAAGUUAAAGCAAAAGGAAAAGGCUAAAGAAAAGAAGAAGCAACAGCAAUUGGCUAAAGAAGAAGAGCGUAAGAAGAAAGAAGAAGAAGAAAAGGCAAAGGAAGAAGAAUUAAAAGAGAAAAAGGAUAAAUUAAAGGCUGAACAGAUGAAGAAAAAGGAAGAAUUGAAACUUAAACGUGAAGAAGAAAAACGAAAGAAAGCUGAAGAAAAAUUGAGAAAGGAAGAAGAACAUAGGAAAAAGGUAGAGGCCCAGCAGAAGAAAGAAGAAGAGGCUAAGAAAUUGAAAGAGGAAAGAAAGAAGAAAAUGGAAGAAGAACGUAUCAUGAGAGAACUAGAAAAGAAACAGAAGGAGGAUAAGAAAAAGGAGGAAAUACUUUUGAAACGGAAGGAAGAACAAGAAAGAAUAGAACAAGAAUCUCGGGAAAAGGAACAACAAGAAUUAUUGAUCAAACAGCAAGAAGAAGAGCAACAAAGAUUAAUGUCAGAGGAAGAAGAAAGAGUAAGACAAGCUAAUCUCAUUACUGCAACAACAGCAACUACUUCACCAAUUCGAAAUCCAUUAUUAGAGCAAUUAUACCAUGCUAAUGGAAUAGAUCCUUCUACCUUUCUUAAAACACAGUCACCUUCUCCAGUUAGUUUAUUACCUAACACCACCUCCAAUUUAUUAAUGAAUCCUAAUACAUCACCUAUCACUCGUAAUAGUUUCUUAUAUUCAUCUGCAACAACUGUCGGUGGUCCACUUGCUACGCAGCCUCAAAUUGGUAAUGUAAAUAACAUUAAUUUGAAUGGUAAUAAUGGCUCUGGUCUUGGAUCUAGUGCUCCAUCUCCUUGGGGAAGUAAAUCUAGACUCAAUUCAACCACUAACAUCAGUAAUAUAGGUAAUGUUGGUGGUAGUAUUGUUGGACAACAAUUUUCAAAUACAAAUCAGUUUGGUGCUGCUAACACUUUUAGUCCGUUCAAUGAUUUUGCUAUCCCUGCAGGCGUAGAGAAUCUUAAUAUAAAUGGUCCUCAGGUGAUUAAUAAUUCAGUUAAUACUGCUACAAAUACAGCAGCAGUUAAUAAGAAUUGGGUUAGUCCUACUACCACUAAUAGUUUAUUAACUGGUCAUUUAUCUGGUUCUAUACCAACAAAUGUUGGGGUUUCGAUUCCAAGCAAUAACAGUAGUUCAGCUACUUCCAGAAAUAAUUCGAUUUGGAAUCCAUUAAAUAAUAGUGUCAAUGGUCCUACAAACACCACUACUACUACUACGAAUGGCUUUUGGGGUAAUACUCCUUCAAUGUUGAGUAAUAAUGGAGCUACGACUAUACCUACUACUUCUAUUCCUGCUACAAAUACUAUUUUUGAUAAUGAAUUGAUUCAGAAGUUGGCAUUUGAAAACUUUCAACUAUUAAAAACUACCAAUAAAUUAGAAUUUGGAUUUGCUUCCAUUAAUGAUAUUUAUUUGAAUGUUAAAAGUUUGUUGAUUAAUAGUACAACUUUAUCUAUUAGUCAAUUUUUGAAUGCUUUACAUGCGAAUAAUAUUGUUAAUAGAAAUUAUCAAUUUGAUUUUGUUCGAGAUGAUUUUGGAAAUGUAACUCAUGUUCAAGUGAAACCGUUGCCAUCUCCACCAUUGAAUCAAAUGUCAACUACUAGUCCACCGCCAGGAUUAACAAAUGGUGUUAGAAAUAGUUUUCAAUUGCCCGGUUUCAAUCAAAUUAAUAAUCCAACUAACAUGACCAUGAAUCCAUAUGGUUCUGAUUGGGGUACUGGUAAUGGAACAGGAAAUGGAAAUAUCAAUCCUACCAAUAAUACUGGUAAUCUUAAUGGUGUUAAUUCUCAGACUCAGACUAGUCGUGGUUUCUGGAACUAAUGAAUUCUCUUCUUCUUUGCUAUUACAUCUCUUUUUUAUAUUG